Molecule: messenger RNA, 786 nt
Organism: Pieris brassicae (large cabbage white)
Lineage: Eukaryota; Metazoa; Arthropoda; Insecta; Lepidoptera; Pieridae
Product: cuticle protein 8-like
Exons: 3
Coding region: 18-707 (229 amino acids)
Cellular component (GO): extracellular matrix
Source: RefSeq, a predicted model, not a curated record
UAUCAUAUCAACGAAACAUGUUUUCCAAAGUGGUAGUUCUCUGCGCUCUGGUGGCUGUGUCGUCAGCUGGUCUUCUCCCUGCUGCUGUUCACUACUCUUCAGCGGCGGCCGUCUCUUCCCAGAGCAUUGUCCGUCAUGACCAGCAACAAGCCAAGCUGGCUAUUGCCGCCCCUGUCACUUACCAGGCUGCCCCAGUCUACCAAGCCGCUCCUGUCUACCACUCUGCUCCAGCUCCAGUUGCUUACCAGGCUGCCCCAGUCUACCAAGCCGCUCCCGUCUACCACUCUGCUCCAGCUCCAGUUGCCUACCACGCUGCCCCUGCCUCAGUUGCCUACCACGCUGCCCCUGCCCCAGUUGCUUACCACGCUGCCCCAGUGCACUACGCCGCUCCUGUUGCUAAAGUCCUAGCUCCCGAAGAAAUCGCUCACCCCAAAUACGAGUACUCUUACUCCGUGUCCGACCCUCACACCGGUGAUGACAAGCAGCAACAGGAGGUCCGCGACGGUGAUGUCGUAAAGGGCUCCUACUCCUUCCACGAAGCCGAUGGCUCCAUCAGAACCGUAGAGUACUCCGCUGAUGACCACAGCGGUUUCAACGCGGUCGUGCACAACACCGCCCCUACCGCCGCCCCAACCCUAGUCAAGGCCGCACCUGUCCUCCUCAAAGCUCCCGUCUACGCUGCACCCGCUCACCAAUACUACCACUAAGUUCGCACUUUAUAAGUGUCAAACUUUGAUUGGAUUUGACAAUGAUUAUUUAUUAUAAAAUAUAAGAAUAUACGAAGUA